GGUAAUAGUGAAUAGCAUCUCUCUACUCUAGUACAUUGUCAUUAUAGAUAUAUUGGAUAAGACUAAGCUAUUGUUUUUUUAUUUUCCAAGAAAAAGGUAUGUUAAAGAAAGAAGUCUUUUGUUCCUAAUAUAAUAAGAUUUUCGUUCCUGAAAGUUUUCGAACAAGAGAUCCCGUGUUAUUUGGUGGAAACAAGUACAUAUAUGUAGACAUUUUAUGACUAUGCAAUAUGACCAUUAAGAACUUAAAAGCAAAAUUUACUAAAGGAUUGUAGAGAGAUUGGAUUAUACCUUUUGCUCCUAUAUCGAUGGUUGAUAGCUAGCCAACUUUCUAAUUUUGCAUAUUUUUUGAUGAUAACAAGAAUUCGUUAAAGAUUGGGAUUUUACCAGUUGUUUAAAUAUAAUACAUAACGAAUAUGGUUAAAAAAAGGGAAAUUCCAUCAGUGAUAAGGCAUAUUUUAGAUAUUGACACUCAAUUAUCAAAAACUUUUGUAAAAUGGGCAGAAAAUUUAGCAUUUACACCACAGAUAAUGAGAUAUUGCACUGCAUUAGAGUUAUCAUGCCAUGGAAUAACUUGGUUUAUAUCAUUAAUUGCAUUUAUUUGGAUUCUUGAUAAUAAGAGUCUGUACCAAAUGCAAGUUAAUUUAUUAAUUGCUCUACUACUAGAUAUUAUUGUUAUUGCUGUAUUGAAAGCAAUGACAAGAAGAAGAAGACCAACAAUUAAUAAGGAUCCUACAUCAAUAGGACCUGAUAAGUACUCAUUUCCAUCAGGUCAUUGUUCACGUUCAAUGCUUAUUUUUUAUUUCUUUAAAUAUUUGUAUCCCAUAUCUAGUAUCUUCCUUACAUUAAUGCUAAUAUGGGUAUUUGCUGUAGGAAUAUCUAGGGUGUUAAUGAAAAAGCAUUAUAUUCUUGAUGUUAGUGCAGGGCUAUUUGUAGGCUAUGUUGAAGGAAUGCUUAUGAGUCUUUUAUAUUUAGAUGAAAAAACUUGUUUUUAUUUAAUAGAUUGGAUAAGUGAUGAGAAAAUUCCUGGUGCAGAAUAUGGUGUUUAAAAUUAUAAAUAUGAUAUUUGUUGAAUUAAUUUUUCGGC
Eufriesea mexicana is the source of this 1084-nucleotide messenger RNA. Its product is annotated as phospholipid phosphatase 6. The record is from RefSeq and is a predicted model, not a curated record. The transcript is spliced from 5 exons. Bases 414 to 1046 code for a protein of 210 amino acids. Lineage: Eukaryota; Metazoa; Arthropoda; Insecta; Hymenoptera; Apidae. Gene Ontology annotation, molecular function: sphingosine-1-phosphate phosphatase activity.